UUUAUGUCAUUCUGUGAUCACGUGUUGCAAACAUUUGAAAUAUACAUAAAUUUAAAUAUAGAAUGUAAUUUAAUUAUUAGAUGGUUUUAGAUGAUUAUAUGAUUCAACGUGAGAUAGCGUUACGAUAUCAUUUUAUAAUGGAUUGACCGUAUGUUGAUUAAAUGAUCAGAUAGUAUUAACCUCAAAAAAAGGGUUAAAUGUUUUUAUACAACAGGAAGCUGCAUUUAUGUAAAAGAAUUAUUUCUUUUGUAAAAUGUCACACCGCCUGAAUAACAAACAAAAAUUAAAAUCACUUUUACAAGUGACUGCCACUGCAACUAUGUUUUAUGGUGGCUUUUGCAUUUACCAGGGCGAUGAGAAGUUUUAUAACAGAUUUAUCAUGCCACUUGCAAGGUUUGUAAAUCCUGAAGUUGCACACAAUACAGCAGUGAAGAUCUUGAAAUGGGGUCUUUUAUCUGCAAAAGAUACAAAUGAUCCUGCUUCCUUAACUGUUGAUGUUUGGGGCAUGAAAUUUAAGAAUCCGUUAGGAAUGGCAGCUGGUUUUGACAAACAAGGAGAAGCAAUAGAGGGUUUGCACAAAAUAGGAUUUAGCUUUGUAGAAAUAGGAUCAGUUACACCGAAACCACAGGCUGGCAACUUAAGACCAAGAGUAUUCAGGUUGUCAGAAGACAAUGCAGUUGUCAACCGAUAUGGUUUCAAUAGCGAAGGUCAUGAAGUGGUUUGGGAACGCUUGCAAAGACUGAAGAAGAAUCAGAAUUUUGAUGGUAUUGUUGGAGUUAAUUUAGGUAAAAAUAAAACAUCGGACGACGCUGCACAAGAUUAUAUAGAUGGAAUAAAGAAAUUCGCAGAUGUGGCAGAUUACUUUGUAAUUAACAUAUCUAGUCCUAAUACUCCUGGAUUAAGAACGUUGCAGAAUAAAAAAGAGUUGGAAGACUUGUUAAUAAAAAUAAACAAUGUCAGACAAUCCAUACAAUGCAAACAACCAUUGCUGUUGAAGCUGGCUCCAGAUUUAUCUGAUUCUGAGAAGCAGGAUAUCGCGGAUGUAAUACUUCAACAAUCAUCGAGUGUGGAUGGCUUGAUAUUGUGUAAUACAACAGUUACACGAAAUAAUUUAGCGAGUGCCCUUAAAGAAGAAACUGGAGGGCUUAGUGGAGCUCCUUUGGCUGACAUGUCUACAGCAAUGAUUUCGGAUAUGUACAAACGAACGAAAGGUACCAUUCCUAUUAUUGGAGUUGGUGGAAUAUUUACUGGAGAGGAUGCUUAUAACAAGAUCAAAGCUGGCGCUUCUUUGGUACAAGUCUAUACGUCGUUUACGUAUCAAGGGCCACCAGUUAUUGGAAAAAUUAAACGAGAAUUGGAUGAUAUACUCAAAAAAGAUGGUCUACAGUCUAUUAAAGAUGCAAUUGGAAAAGAUGCGAAUGGUAGAUGAAUAGUUUAACUUUGUAACUUGUUAGUUUUGUAAUGUUAGAUUAGUAUAUUAAAAAUAUGUAUAUUUUAUGCAAACAAUAUUUUUUUAAUGUUUAAUUGUUACAGUUCCUACUUUGAAAAUCAUGUAUAUUCUGAUACAUGAUAUUGACAAUAAAACAACAUCUAUGAUA
This is a messenger RNA of Bombus impatiens (common eastern bumble bee), 1598 nucleotides long. It is a transcript of the gene Dhod, whose product is annotated as dihydroorotate dehydrogenase (quinone). The transcript is spliced from 2 exons. The coding region runs from base 254 to 1429 and encodes 391 amino acids. Gene Ontology annotation, biological process: 'de novo' pyrimidine nucleobase biosynthetic process; pyrimidine ribonucleotide biosynthetic process. Gene Ontology annotation, cellular component: mitochondrial inner membrane; cytoplasm. NCBI's taxonomy places the organism in Eukaryota, Metazoa, Arthropoda, Insecta, Hymenoptera, Apidae. Gene Ontology annotation, molecular function: dihydroorotate dehydrogenase activity. The record is from RefSeq and is a predicted model, not a curated record.